Messenger RNA from Osmerus eperlanus (European smelt), 2501 nucleotides. RefSeq lists its product as uncharacterized. Bases 462 to 2501 code for a protein of 679 amino acids. Lineage: Eukaryota; Metazoa; Chordata; Actinopteri; Osmeriformes; Osmeridae. The transcript has 9 exons. The record is from RefSeq and is a predicted model, not a curated record. Gene Ontology annotation, cellular component: cytoplasm. Gene Ontology annotation, molecular function: heme binding.
AGAGGGAGAGAGAUGGAGAGACAAGCAGCAGAUAUAUCCCAGGGUUGAAUACAGAGCAGGUAGGUAGGUAGCACAGCCUGGGUCAGAAACAGGCAGUGUGUGUGUUUAUUAAAUGGACUAUAAAAGCAUUUCCCUGAAAAUAUUCGGAUGUGUCAGAGUAUGGAUGAGAGAGCGUGUGUGUGUGUGUAUAUAUUGGGAAGGAGGCUGCAAGCUAUGCGCGCACCGGGUAUGACAUCCCUCCGCGCGCGUCCGGUCCCCCGUCCCCCCCUCCCGGAUAGUUUACCGGACCAAAGCUCGCUCGGGUUUCAUAAGAUGCGCGAGCUGCAAACUGCAGUAUAAAACCCCGGCGUCGUUGAGGCUGAGGUGAUCAACAUUCUACCGGUCGGACCGUUCAGCCGUCUCUUUACCGGAGGAGGACAGACUUCCCGACACGGGACCGGACAGUGACACACCCCGUCGCAAUGUUGAUCUUCUCAGGGUUGGUGGUGUGGGCUCUGAUGGUUACAGCUGAGAGUGGCAUUGGACCCAGCACAAACUCUAGUUUCUGCACAGAGUCGAGAGAAUGUCUGGAGUAUGAGCUAGUGUGCAAAACAGACCAAUAUGAGGUACGCCACUACGGCCCUACUCGCUGGGUGUCUACUGAUGCGGAGGCCUACUUCCUAGGUGUGGGAGCAGCCAUGGCCUUCAGACGGCUCUUCCAGUACAUCACUGGAGCCAACCACCUAGGACUCCAGAUGGAGAUGACCGCCCCGGUGCUGGUCAGGGUUCCUGAGGAGACCAGGGUCUGGGAGCCUGCCGUCUACACCCUCAACUUCCUGCUUCCAUCAGCCUAUCAGGACAACCCUCCCUCACCCACCAAUGAGAAGCUGUACUUCACAGACAUGCCAGACCUGGAUGUGUACGUGCGGGGCUACGGGGGCUGGAUGCUGUCGGUCUCCUCCAGACUCCACGCUCACCUGCUCUCUCAGCAGCUGCAGCUCCUGCAUGCGCCCUACAACCUGUCCUACCACUACGGAGUGGGCUACGACAGUCCCCUGAAGUUGCUGAACAGACACAACGAGGUGUGGUAUGUCGCAGAGGGAGAAGUCGUGUGCAACGACUCACAAGAACCAACGUCCACACACCCGCCCUCCGACACCCACUCCGACACCCCUACACACACCUCUACACACACCCCUACACACACUCCUACACACACUCCAUCACACACACCCACCGACACCACUACACACACACCGUCCCAGUCCCCGAUGCCCUCCCCCUCUCACCCACCCCCCAACCUGCCCUCCUCCCUCUCUCACCCACCCCCCAACCUGCCCUCCUCCCCCUCUCACCCACCCCCCAACCUGCCCUCCUCCCCCUCUCACCCACCCCCCAACCUGCCCUCCUCCCCCUCCCACACGCCCUCCUCCCCCUCUCACCCACCCCCCAACCUGCCCUCCUCCCCCUCUCACCCACCCCCCAACCUGCCUUCAUCCCCCUCUAACCCACCCCCCAACCUGCCCUCCUCCCCCUCCCACACGCCCUCCUCCCAGGGAGCGACACGGCUGCCUGGACCACCUCUGACCCCUGACUCCUGCACCCUGAACCCUGAACCCGGCGCUGUCUCACCUCCCACUGAGAAGCUGGAGGAAGAGGAGGAGCUGCUGGACAUGAUGCCUCCUGAUGACAUCACAACAGAGCCCCCAUCCAUCACCAUUCCACCACCUGAUGACAUCAACCCGCCUCCUGAUGACAUCACAACAGAGCCCCCAUCCAUCACCAUGCUACCACCUGAUGACAUCAGGCCGCCUCCUGAUGACAUCACAGCUGAGCCCCCAUCCAUCACCAUUCCACCACCUGAUGACAUCAUGGUGCUUCCUGAUGACAUCAUAGCAGAGCCUCCAUCGACCACCAUUCCACCACCUGAUGACAUCAGGGCGCCUCCUGAUGACAUCACAACAGAGCCCCCAUCCAUCACCAUUCCACCACCUGAUGACAUCAGGCCGCCUCCUGAUGACAUCACAACAGAGCCCCCAUCCAUCACCAUUCCACCACCUGAUGACAUCAGGGCGCCUCCUGAUGACAUCACAACAGAGCCCCCAUCCAUCACCAUGCUACCACCUGAUGACGUCAUGGUGCUUCCUGAUGACAUCACAGCUGAAUUCACAUCCACCACCAUUCCACCACCUGAUGACAUAAUGGCGCCUCCUGAUGACAUCACAGCAGAGCCCCCAUCCAUCACCAUUCCACCGCCUGAUGACAUCAUCUCCAAGCCCCCACCAGACAAGAUAGCGCUGCCUGAUGACAUCUCAGCGGAGCCUCCAGACAUCAAGGCCCCUCCUCCGGAUGCCAUCGACACCGCUGCUUCUCCUGCGCCUCCUGAUGACAUCACCACCUCACCACCGGAGGAGGAGCUACUGAAGGAGGAGGAGCUAAACUCGACGGCGCUGGACUGCACAAUCUCGCCUGAUACCAAGCCGGCACCGCCUGAUGACAUCACAGCCCCACCAGCAGACUGA